This is a messenger RNA of Saccostrea cuccullata (small rock oyster), 2383 nucleotides long. RefSeq lists its product as uncharacterized. The transcript is spliced from 3 exons. Lineage: Eukaryota; Metazoa; Mollusca; Bivalvia; Ostreida; Ostreidae. The record is from RefSeq and is a predicted model, not a curated record. The coding region runs from base 36 to 1718 and encodes 560 amino acids.
CAUUGCGCGCGACGCCAUACUUUCGGACAAUAACAAUGGAGGUGUCUGAGGCGGACAAUGUAUCAGCAGUGAAUAUUAGCGAAAAACACGAACGCAGAGGUGCAACUAAGCAUUGUGCUUAUGGUCUUUGUAAAAGUGACUCUAGAUAUAUGGAUAGACAAGGUAUGGAAGGCGUUUUCUUUAUUCGCUUUCCACAAUUUCAUCGUGAACCGGAGAAGUGUACUCGAUGGGCCAAUGCAUGUCGACGAGAGAACUUUACUGCUUUGUCGGUAAAGAAGGACAGAUAUAUAUGUAGUUUGCAUUUUAAGGGGGGUAGAGGCCCCACGGAAGAAUAUCCUGACCCAAUUCCGGCAACAGCUACCAAAUAUGAGCUUGAAAAAUUUGUCAGAAGCAGAAAGAGGCCGUUAGUGCGAAAAAAUUUGACAUGGUCCCCAGAACCCAAACGCAAGAAGAGUCAUUUAGGGAAUAUAGACAUUGCUGAGACAGAAGCUGCUAGUGCAACAUCUACUGAGGAUCAUCCCAUUGCUAAAUUAAAUCUUGAUACAGUCCAGGCAGCAGAGGCCUUAUUAAUGCUGCAGAAUUCUGAAAGUGAAGAAGUAAACAUUGUUUCUGAUGGACGGAAAGGACUAGAUAUCCAAGAUCCAAAUUCCAUGUUAAAGAAUUCAUGUGAUGAAGAAACCCAGACAACAUCUUGUUGUUUAACCUUGAAUGAAUCUUUGGCAUUAAAAUUAGAAAAUUUUGAUUUAAAAAGCAAGAUUUUUGAACUUGGAAAAAAAAGUACACAGUCAAAAGCAUUUUCCAUUGCUGAUGUGAAAGAUGAUGACAAGAAAAUGAUAUUUUAUACUGGUUUAACUUAUGGGCAAUUUAUGUGUUUGUGGAAAUUUCUUGGACCAGCCACAAGAAAUCUUUCUAGAAUAAAUAAUAUGAGGAAAUUUGAGCUUACUCCAUCUAAGUCAAGAGGACCAAAGAGAAAAUUGUCACCAGAAGAUGAACUUUUCCUCACACUGGUUAGACUUCGUCUCGGAUUAUUGCAUACUGACUUAGCCUAUCGUUUUGGUGUUUCAGUUAGUACUGUCAAUGAAAUAACUUCAACAUGGAUACAGUUCUUAUAUUUACAGUUUAAUAGACUACGAAAUGCUAUGUUUCCAUCUAGAAAAAUAAUUGGCAAGCAUUUACCAAAGUCCUUCAGAAAAUAUAAAAAAGUACGUGUAAUAUUAGAUGCCACUGAGUUUUUUACACAGGUACCUAGAAAUUACGAGCAGCAGGGUAAUCUUUACUCUUCAUAUAAGAAUCAUUGUACUUGCAAAGUUCUGAUAGGAAUAACACCCUCAGGAGCAAUAUCAUUUGUAUCUGAUGUGUAUGAAGGGUCAAUUUCUGAUAAGGAAAUUUUCAAAAAGAGCAAAAUUAUGGAUAAAAUAAAUCCUGGUGAUCUGGUAAUGGUAGAUCGGGGAUUUAAUGUUCGAGACAUUUUGUUGCAGAAAGGUGCCGAUAUUGUAAUCCCACCAUUUUUGGGAAAUAGAACUAAUUUGUCACCACAAGAAGAAGCCCAAACACGUGUUAUUGCAAAAUUACGAAUUCAUGUUGAGAGGGUAAUUGAACGCAUAAAAAAAUAUAAAAUUUGCAAGAAAAUUGUACCUUUGAACACACUGUCAACUUUCUCCCAAACAGUCUUCAUUGUUGCAUGUUUGGUAAACUUUCAGAAACCAAUAGUGAAAUAAAGGUGAUGAAAACUGUUGUAUUUUCAGUGUACAUUUUGAAACUGAGUAAAUUUUAGCAUCAGAAAUUAAUGAAUUUGAAUUUUAAACCAUUUUUAGCUCACCUGAGCCGAAGGCUCAAGUGAGCUUUUCUGAUCACAUUUUGUCCGUCGUCCGUCUGUCCGUCCGUCCGUCCGUCUGUCUGUCCGUCUGUCUGUCUGUCUGUAAACUUUUCACAUUUUCGACUUCUUCUCAAGAACCACUGGGCCAAUUUCAACCAAACUUGCCACAGAGCAUCCUUGGGUGAAGGGGAUUCAAGUUUGUUCAAAUGAAGGGCCACGCCCUUAUUCAAGGGGAGAUAAUUGGGAAUUAAUGAAAAUUUGGUGGCAUGUUUUAAAAAUCUUCUUCUCAAGAACCACUGUGCCAGGAAAGAUGAAACUUAUGGGGUAACAUCCUCAGGUAGUGUAGAUUGAAGUUUGUUCAAAUCAUGACCCCCGGGGGUAGGGCGGGGCCAAAAUGGCCGACCAAAGUUUUACAUAGAAAUAUAUUGGAAAAUUCUUUAAAAAUCUUCUUCUCAAGAACCACUGUGCCAGGAAAGAUGAAACUUAUGGGGUAACAUCCUCAGGUAGUGUAGAUUGAAGUUUGUUCAAAUCAUGACCCCCAGGGGUAGGGCCGGGCCAAAAUGGCCG